AUGUCUAAAAAAGUAAAAGGAUCAGCCCGAAACCAUAUAAAAUUAGAAGACCUUCCUCAAGAUAUUUUAAUAAUGGUGCUUAAGGACUUCUUGGAUAUAAGUGAUUGAGGAAGAUUAGCCUGUGUUUGCAGCUGGCAAUGGAAUAUAGUAAAUUCUUGCUGAUCAACCCUCCAAUAUUUGAACUUUUAUCAAAUUCCUUUAUUAAGAGCAACUGAUUUUAAAACGGUCAUUAAAAAGUGUAACAGACUGAAAAAACUUAAAAUAGAUUGCACUUACCUAGACUUAAGUGCUUUAGCCUAUAUUCCUACAGGUCUAGAAGAAUUAAGACUUGAAUCCUUGGAUCGAAUAAUUGGCGAUGAAAAUUUUUUAUUGGUCUUAGAAAGGCUUCAGUUUUUGAAAGUCCUCAAACUUUCUGUCUAUAACAAAUCAAUAGAUUAUAAAAUAAAUCGAGAUAGGUGAUUUUCUUUUUUAUCAAAUACAAAUAUCAUAUCGUUUGAAUUUGAUAAUAUGAUACUUGCAUCUUUUAGCGAAUUAAAAAAAAGCCAAGGUCUCUUUAAUGGCUUGAGCAGUUCAGGCAUCAAAAAACUAAAAAUUUGAAAUUCGAAAAUUUUUAACUUACCUUGUUAUCUUGAAAAGCUAAAAAUCAUAGCAAAUAAAGUAGCUAAAACAAGCAGCCUAUCAUUAACUGACAAUACCAUUAGAAUUAUAGAAGAGAAUUGUAUUUCAAUAAAUAAGCUAAAAAUAGUUGACUAUAAUACUAGAAUAUAUGAAAAUGAUAUUCUUACAAACGAGGGAAUAUCAACUAUAUAUAGAAGCUGAAGCAAAAUCAAAUAUUUAUGACUCACUUCCUACUCUGAGGUAGGAGUCAACUUUGUAGAUGAAAAUACCAUACUGCAGCUACUCACUUCUUGUGAAAACUUGCGUGUGCUUGGUCUAGAUGGGUUUAAGCAUUUUACUGACUCCUGCACACAAGUUUUAAGCAAUAAAAGCCCAAAUCUCGAAAGAUUAUCACUUUCGUUUACUUAUAUUACAGAUGCAUCUCUUUUUCAUAUUUCUUCACUUAAGCAGCUUUGCUAUUUAAGUUUAAGAAAUUGCAAAAGAUUAUCAGAAUCAGGGUUAAUUGAACUAUUUCAGCAUAUGCCAGCACUAGAGACCCUCAAUCUUUCAGGGGCAUCAAAUGUCACUAACCAAGUGAUGCACGCUCUUUCUAGCAAUAGUAGAAAUCUUAAACAGUUGAUUAUCAGCAAUGCCCAAAUCACUUCGCUUUGCAAUAUUGCAAGUAUUCAAAGCCUUAAUGAUUUAUCAAUUAUCAAUUGCCAUAAAAUCGAGAAUUCAGAGUCAUUCAAACUUUUGGCACAAUUACGGAGCCUGACUAAUCUCUCUAUUGUUGGUUCAAAAACUCUUACACAUGAGAGCUUUGCAGCAAUUAUGGACUGUAUAGGAAGGAAUUUAAGAAAGCUCAGACUUGAUGGCUGCAAAAAACUUGACGACAGAAGUUUUCUAAAAAUUGCUCAAAGCGGAAAGAAGAUCCGAAUUUUACUCAUGAAAGAUAUAGAGCUUACAAGCCAAAUUCUUAGUUACCUUGGACUUAUGUGGGCGAAUUUGAAACACUUUACAGUCUCAAACUUUACCAAAUUUGAAAGUAGCAAUGGAAUUGCUAGCAAUGACCAUGAAUUUAGAAUAAUGGUUAAUGUUCAAGAAGAGAUUUUAUAUUUUUCAUCAUCAUAA
Blepharisma stoltei is the source of this 1728-nucleotide messenger RNA. Lineage: Eukaryota; Ciliophora; Heterotrichea; Heterotrichida; Blepharismidae. The record is from the annotation of a GenBank genome assembly.